UCUUGCCUCUUCCCUCCGCGGGACGCCGGCUGGAAGGGAGUCGAGAGCCUCGGCUGCCCAGCAGACCGAUGCCCUGGAAGGGCCCAUCCAUGGAUGCCAGCAAGAAAGUGGAUCUGAAAAUAAUUAUCAUAGGAGCUCUGGGUGUGGGCAAAACCUCCCUCCUGCACCAGUACGUGCACAAGACAUUUUACGAAGAUUAUCGUACAACACUGGGUGCCAGCAUCCUGACCAAGGUCCUGGCAGUGGACAACACACCCCUGAAGAUACAGAUCUGGGACACAGGGGGACAGGAGAGAUUCCGAUCCAUGGUGUCAACCUUUUACAAAGGCUCAGACGGCUGCAUGUUGGCCUUCGAUGUGACAGACAGGGAGUCCUUUGAGUCCCUGGACAACUGGAGAAACGACUUUCUGGAGAAGGUCAUUCCAAGGGAGCAAGAUUUCCCCAUGGUCGUGCUGGGGAACAAAAUAGACAUCUGUGAUCGGCAGGUGUCCAAGGAGAUAGCCUCAACAUGGUGCAAGGAGAAGGACAUCCCUUAUUUUGAAGUCAGUGCCAAGAACAAUAUCAACGUUGCAGAGGCUUUUGAGACCCUCGCAAAGCAGGCACUAACAACGUAUAAGGGGAUUUUUGAGAGCUAUUUAACUGACUCCAUCAAACUCACUCCCAGUGACAAGCCCAAGAAGAGCUGCUGCUGACCCCGGGCCUGCUGCCACACAACAUACAGGCUGUCCUGUGUGAGCACGGCCUGGCAGAGCUGAACCCUGCAACACCUGAGGCUGGAGCCUUGCCCAGAGGAUCCACGCUCCCCGUCUGCCCCAACCCCACCGCAGAGGAUGGCCAGACCAGGGCACACGAGAGCCACGCUGCAGCACGACCGACUUUGGGCUUGUAGCUCAAACCAGUCACCUCCAAAACAACCACUGCACCACAGUGGCCUCAGUCUCGUCCUCCUCGACCAGCUGCUACCUGGCACCUGAGUGGGUGAUCCCCCUGCGGUGACAGUGACAGGGAACUAGGCAGUGCUCCUGAUGCCUCUCCAGUGACCAUGACUUUGGCCCCCUAGGAGACCCUUCCCAGCGUGUUGACUGGUGGCCCAGUGGCCCUCGUGGUGCUCAUGGUGCUAUCGGGCUCUUCUGAGAGGAGAAGUGGGACUGGUGGCCUCGGCAAAGGUCUGAGCGCAGUCAGGUCCCCUCCUGGGGGUCAUCCACUGCGGAUGUAGCCAUUUCAUGCCUCAGUUUGCCCUGCUCUCCUGCACACCUCCGGUCAAACACCUUUAUCCUCCCACCUCUCUGGUGAGGAUCCUCAGUAAAGCACUUUGUCAGGGACUCUUUUUUUUUUUUUA
This is a messenger RNA of Colius striatus (speckled mousebird), 1339 nucleotides long. RefSeq names its product RAB7B, member RAS oncogene family (gene RAB7B). Gene Ontology annotation, biological process: endosome to lysosome transport; phagosome-lysosome fusion. NCBI's taxonomy places the organism in Eukaryota, Metazoa, Chordata, Aves, Coliiformes, Coliidae. Gene Ontology annotation, cellular component: late endosome; phagocytic vesicle; lysosome. Gene Ontology annotation, molecular function: GTPase activity; GTP binding. The coding region runs from base 69 to 692 and encodes 207 amino acids. The record is from RefSeq and is a predicted model, not a curated record. The transcript has 6 exons.